This is a messenger RNA of Meleagris gallopavo (turkey), 663 nucleotides long. NCBI's taxonomy places the organism in Eukaryota, Metazoa, Chordata, Aves, Galliformes, Phasianidae. The record is from RefSeq and is a predicted model, not a curated record.
CCCCCGCACAGCCGAGCGCUGCCCUGCCGCAGGCACAACAAUGAGAAGACCUUCCUGAUCUGGAUCAACGAGGAGGACCACACGCGCGUCAUCUCCAUGGAGAAGGGCGGUAACAUGAAGCGCGUCUUUGAGCGGUUCUGCCGGGGCCUGAAGGAGGUGGAGCGACUCAUCCAGGAGCGAGGCUGGGAGUUCAUGUGGAAUGAGAGGCUGGGCUACAUCCUGACCUGCCCCUCCAACCUGGGCACUGGGCUGCGGGCGGGCGUCCACAUCAAGCUGCCACUGCUCAGCAAGGACAGCCGCUUCCCCAAGAUCCUGGAGAACCUGCGGCUACAGAAGCGUGGGACAGGCGGUGUGGACACAGCAGCCACCGGCAAUGUCUUUGACAUCUCCAACCUGGACCGGCUGGGGAAGUCAGAGGUGGAACUGGUGCAGCUGGUGAUAGACGGCGUGAACUACCUGAUCGACUGUGAGCGGCGGCUGGAAAAGGGUCAGGACAUUCGCAUCCCAUCCCCAGUGCCGCAGUUCCGGCACUGAGCCACGCCGAGGCAGUGCCAGCCUGCAGAACCCAGCUUCACCCAUAGCUUAUGACAUCACUGUGCCCAGCAUGUCCCUGCGCUGUUACGCACGGAGCCAGGCCAGACCCCAUAAACGUGUGCUGCUGUA